AUGGAGCGCAGGGUGACCGAAGGACCCAGACCAAGGCCCCCACCCCAGGCCACUGAGAAUAUCUCCAAGGACCUGGUCGACUUGCAGCUGGCCACCCACCGCCUGCAGGAGCAACAUGAGGCUGAGACCUUCCAGCUCAAGAGUGAGAUCCUGCGGCUAGAGAGCAGGGUGCUGGAACUGGAGCUUCAGGGGAAGCUGGCCAGUCAGGAGCAGCGCCAGGCAUUGGCACAGGAUGAUUAUGAUGACCACAGACUCAAGUUUGCUCAUCUGAGAGAGUUGGAGAGGGUGCUGGAGCUGCAAGGGGCCCAGCAGAGGACACUGGAGACACGUGUGACAGCCCUAGGACAGCAGCUGCAAGGAGCCCGAGAGGAGGCCAGAGUGGCUGGACAGUGGGUAACCACACAGGCCCAGGUGCUGUCUACCUGCCAGGACCAGCUCCGAGAGGCUGAGGCUGAGAAUAGCCGGCUACAGAUGCAACUCAAAAAGCUCAAUGAAGAGUAUGCCGUCCAACUGCAGCGCUGCGCCUGGGACAUGGCUAACUAUGCAGACAGUGUCGGCCAGCUGCCAGCUGCUGUGUCCUUGAAGGCAUUCCUGGAGGCAACCCUGGAAGACAUCCGGGCUGCUCACCGGAGCCGUGAGCAGCAGCUGGCCAGGGCUGCUCGCACCUACAGAAAGCGCCUGGCUGAGCUAAGCCAGCGGCAGGAGGAGUUCCUUGCCCUGCAGGGGGUCCUGAAUGGAACCUCCUGGGCCCAGAUCCUCCAGAAACUCCAGGACUUCUCUCAAGGCACCCAGAGCUGGAACGGGAGCGGGCACAGCUGCUGGCCCGGGCUACAUCGGCUGAGGCCCAGCUCUCAGAGCUACAGGAGUAUGUGGACCAGCACCUGGGCAGGUACAAGCAGGAAAUCUUGA
This is a messenger RNA of Elephantulus edwardii (Cape elephant shrew), 909 nucleotides long. RefSeq names its product coiled-coil domain containing 78 (gene CCDC78). NCBI's taxonomy places the organism in Eukaryota, Metazoa, Chordata, Mammalia, Macroscelidea, Macroscelididae. The record is from RefSeq and is a predicted model, not a curated record. Gene Ontology annotation, cellular component: cytoplasm. The transcript has 10 exons. Bases 1 to 909 code for a protein of 302 amino acids.